ACCAAAUAUAACUGGCACCGCCCUGCGGGGGCUGGCUACACAGCGGUAAAAGAGAAGCAGCCAUGCGCGGUCACGUGACCGCGGUGUUUGGCAAGACCAACCCAGAGCUGAGAUCAUAAACUCCCGCUGAGAGCAGCUUUCACCAGUCGCGUUCACGGACAGCAAACAGUUAAACUCUAGAAAGGUGCUUGAAAGCAGGGGGAGGGGACGGUGACUCACUUUAUCUUUCUAAACAGAGCCAGGGAAUAAAUGGUGCUUUUGGAGUCCUAGCUUCGCAUUUCCAGAAAAGAACCAUUUCAUCUGAGCAGUAAGAAACUAUGCUUCCUGUAUAAGCCUGGCUGGCAAACCACCAUGAGCCAAGGACGGCCUCUUCUUUCUAAAAUGUUCCUCCAGUUCUGCUAGAGCUUGGAUUCCGUUUGUCUCCUAAACUCUCCAAGCAUUCAUAUUCUAGAUACUGAGCUGCUGUGUGAUGAUGCUAAGAGUAGUGCAACCAUAGAGGAAGUGGGCAACAUGAUCAAGAGAGAGAUAAGUGUGCGCCAACAAACUUGUGCCUUAUUACAGAAGAACCUUCUUAAGAAAUGGAGACAUAGAAGGGAGACAUUGAUGGAGUGGAUGAGCUCGCUACUCCUUCUGCUUUUCUUGUAUUGGUAUCCUCAUGGUCAUGCAGCUACUGACUUGUCUUCAGUGCCCACCAAGGAUCUCGGACGAGUCGAUGCUUUUAGACAAUCUGGGUUCACGAUAGGGUACACGCCUGUCACCAGCAUGACACAACAGAUAAUGGAGAAGGUAGCAGCGGCGCCUUUCAUGGCAGGUAGAAAAGUCUUGGGACUGGUGGAUGAAGAAAACAUCAAGGAAUUAACAGAAAGUCAUGUGGAAAUAAUAAGAGUCAUUUUUUCUGAUACAUUCUCAUAUCAUCUGAAAUUCAAAUUUGGACAGAGAAUCCCAGAGUCAAAGGAACUCAGAGACCAUACUGCUCAUUGUUAUGGAAUGUAUGAAGAUGUUAACUGUCUGAUAUCAAUAUUCUGGGAGGAAGGAUUUGUGGCUCUUCAAGCUGCCAUCAAUGCUGCCAUCAUAGAAACCACAACAAAUCAUUCGGUGAUGGAGGAACUGCUCUCAGUGUCGGGGAAAUUCAUGAAGAUCCAUCCUUUUGUCAGUCAAGAAGGAAUUCUGACUGAUUUCUUCAUUUUCACCUGCAUCAUUUCCUUCUCCCCAAUCACUUAUUAUGUGUCAAUCAAUGUUGCAAGAGAGAAGAAAAAGAUGAAGGGCUUGAUGAUGAUGAUGGGCCUUCAAGAUCCAGCAUUCUGGCUAUCCUGGGGUCUGCUCUACACUGGCUUUGUCUUCAUUAUGGCUCUAUCCCUGGCACUUGUUAUCAGAUCUGCCCAGUUUUUUAUUCUAACCAGCUUUAUGGCGGUCUUUAGUCUCUUCCUCCUUUACGGAUUAUCUAUGAUCGCUGUGGCCUUCCUAAUGAGCGUCCUGGUGAGGAAGUCUGUCCUCACUGGCCUGACUGUCUUCCUUCUCGCCAUCUUCUGGGGAGGACUAGGCUUCACAGCCCUGUACAGAUACCUCCCUGCACCUUUGGAAUGGACUCUCAGUCUUUUUAGCCCCUUUGCCUUCACACUAGGAAUGACCCAGCUCUUACGUGUGGACUAUGAUUUAAAUUCUAACACACCCCCUGAUCCAGCCAGUGGCUUAAAUCUGAUUAUAGCAACCAAUUUCAUGCUGGUGUUUGAUGCGGUUUUGUAUCUGGUCCUGAUGAUGUACUUUGAAAAAGUUCUGCCAAAUGAAUACGGACAUCAGCACUCUCCCCUGUUUUUCCUGAAAUCCUCAUUUUGGCUACGAACACGAAAGCCUGCUCAUGUGAUUCUUGAAGAUGAACUAGAUUCCAUUCCUUCAUCAGAUGGCUCGUUUGAACCAGUGUCCCCAGAAUUCCAUGGGAAGGAAUCCAUCAGAAUCAGAAAUAUUUCAAAAGAAUACAAAGGAAAGCCUAAUAAAAUAGAAGCCUUGAAAGACCUGACGUUGGACAUCUAUGAAGGUCAAAUCACAGCUGUACUUGGUCACAGUGGAGCUGGAAAAUCGACACUGUUAAAUAUCCUUAGUGGAUUAUCUGUUCCUACCAAAGGUUCUGUCACCAUCUAUAAUAACAGAUUAUCAGAAAUGGCUGACCUAGAAAAUGUCUUCCGGAUCGCUGGAAUUUGUCCACAAUCCAAUGUUCAAUUUGACUUCCUUACAGUGAGAGAAAACCUCAGGCUUUUUGCCAAAAUAAGAGGAAUUCCACCCCAAGACGUGGAGAAAGAGGUGCAAAGGGUUUUGCUGGAGUUAGAAAUGAAAAAUAUUCAAGAUAGCCUUGCUCAAAACCUCAGUGGCGGACAGAAAAGAAAGCUAACUUUCGGAAUCGCCAUUUUAGGAGAUUCUCAGAUUUUCCUACUGGAUGAGCCCACUGCCGGGCUGGACCCCUUUUCAAGGCACCGGGUGUGGAAUCUCCUGAAGGAGCGCAAAGCCGACCGUGUGGUCCUCUUCAGCACGCAGUUCAUGGAUGAGGCUGACAUCCUGGCUGACAGGAAAGUGUUCAUCUCCAAGGGGAAACUGAAGUGUGCAGGCUCAUCGCUCUUUCUGAAGAAGAAAUGGGGAGUUGGGUAUCACUUGAGUUUGCAGCUGAAAGAAGUCUGUGUUCCAGAAAACAUCACAUCGCUUGUUAAACAGCACAUCCCUGAGGCCAAGCUAUCAGCUGAAGGGGAAGGGAAACUUCUCUAUACAUUACCCUUAGAAACAACUUAUAGAUUUCCAGAGCUUUGCCAGAGUCUUGACAGCUGUCCUGGACUGGGAAUUGAAAACUAUGGUGUUUCCAUGACAACUUUGAACGAGGUGUUCCUGAAGCUAGAAGGAAAAGCAGCAAUUGAUGAACCAGAGGUUGACAUCAUUGGAGAAGGACAAACAGAGAGAUCUGGGGACACAGAAAGGCUUAUGGAGAUGGAGCAGACUCUCUCUUCACUUACGGAAAUGAAGAUGACAAGUGGAAUGGCUCUCUGGAGACAGCAAACCUGUGCGAUCGCAAAGGUUCGCCUGUUGAAGUUAAAGCACGAAAGGAAAACACUUUUAUCAGUGCUCUUGGUUCUGGCAGUUGGCAUCUGCCCUCUUCUUUUUGAAAAUAUCAUGAUGAAAAUACUUCAAAGCCCUUACACUUGGGAGCUUUCCCCACAUGAGUACUUCCUUGCUUCUGGACAACAGCCCCAGGGCAUGCUCACUCAGCUUUUGAUCAUCAAUAAGACAGAGGCAAGCAUUGAUGACUUUAUCCGUUCUGUGGAGCACCAGAACAUAGCUUUGGAAGUCGAUGCUUCUGGAGCCAGAGAUGGCACAGAUGACCCUUCCUACAAUGGAGCCCUUAUAGUGUCUGGAGAUGAGAAGAACCACAGCUUUUCGUUUGCAUGCAAUACCAAGAGACUGAACUGUUUCCCAGUUCUAAUGGACAUCCUUAGCAAUGGGCUACUUGGAAUGGUUAAACCAUCAGCCCGCAUCCGAACUGAUAGAAGCACUUAUUUCAUGGAUGAACUUAUUCAUCCUAUAGAAUUCCUGGGGAAGACUGCGUUCUGGCUGAUUCUGACCUCCAUUUGCCCUCCUUAUAUUGCCAUGAGCAGUGUCACAGACUAUAAGAACAAAGCUUGGUUCCAGCUGCGGGUCUCCGGCCUCUUCCCCUCUGCUUACUGGUUCGGGCAGGCACUGGUGGACAUUCCCCUGUAUUGCUUUGUCUUCCUCUUCAUGUCUCUAAUGGACUACCUUUUACACUUCCCAGAUGCCAUGUUUCCUAUUAUAAGUCAUAUUAUACAAAUCCCAUGUUCUUUUGGCUAUGCCAUAUCCCUGAUCUUCUUAACAUACGUGAUUUCAUUCAUCUCUCGCAAGGGGAAAAAAAACAGCGGCAUUUGGUCACUAAGCUUCUAUAUUAUCACCAUGUUCUCGGUGGCUGCAAUGUUGCUGGAUUUCAAUGCAGGUGGUAUACUGUAUUGCAUCAUCAUCAUUUUAGUCCCACCGUCAACUCUGAUUGGAUGUUUGAUCCUAUAUCUGCAUGCUUUUGUGUUUUGGGUCUUUGAUGAAAAACCGAUUGUAGAGCCACUCCUGGUAUUCCUUAUACCUUACCUUCAUUUUUUCAUUUUUAUUUUUACCCUUCGAUGUCUGGAAUGGAAGUUUGGAAAGAAAACAAUGAGGAAAGAUCCCAUCUUUAGGAUCUCUCCAAGAAACAAUGAUGUAUAUCAAAACCCAGAAGAGCCAGAAGACGAGGAUGAAGAUGUUCAAAUGGAGAGGAUGAGAACAGCAAGUGCUUUGGUGUCCACCAGUUCUGAUGAGACGCCAGUCAUUGUUGCCAGCUGCCUACGCAAAGAGUAUGCAGGGAAGCGGAAGCAUUGCCUUUCAAAGAAGAAGGCUAAGAUAGCCACCAGGAAUGUCUCAUUCUGUGUCAGGAAAGGUGAGAUUCUAGGAUUGUUGGGACACAAUGGAGCUGGCAAAAGUACAUCUCUUAAAAUGAUAAGUGGAGAUACAAAAUUCACAGCUGGGCAGGUGCUGCUGAAAGGGAGCAGAGAAGGGGGCACCCUGGGAUUCCUGGGAUACUGUCCUCAGGAGAACGCUCUGUGGCCCAACCUCACUGUGAAGGAACACCUGGAGGUAUUUGCUGCAGUGAAGGGCUUGAGCAAAAGUCAUGCUGCAGUCGCCAUCACAAGGUUGGCGGAUGCGCUCAAGCUGCAGGACCAGCUGAAGUCUCCGGUGAAGACGCUGUCAGAGGGAGUGAAGAGAAAGCUGUGCUUUGUGCUGAGCAUCCUGGGGAACCCAUCUAUAUUGCUUCUGGAUGAGCCAUCCACCGGGAUGGAUCCUGAGGGGCAGCAGCAAAUAUGGCAAGCAAUCAGGGCCAUCAUAAAAAAUACAGAGAGGGGCGCCCUGCUGACCACCCAUUACAUGGCAGAAGCCGAGGCUCUAUGUGACCGAGUGGCCAUCCUGGUGUCUGGAAAGCUGAGAUGUAUUGGAUCCAUCCAACAUCUCAAAAGCAAAUUUGGCAAAGAUUACCUGCUGGAGAUGAAGGUGAAGACUCCCACACAGGUGGAGCCGCUCAACACAGAGGUCCUCAGGCUUUUCCCCCAGGCUGCUCGGCAGGAACGGUACUCUCCUCUGAUGGUUUACAAAUUACCAGUGGAAGAUGUGCAACCUUUAUCCCAAGCUUUCUUCAAGUUAGAGAAGGUUAAGCAGACCUUUGACCUGGAGGAGUACAGCCUCUCUCAGUCUACCCUGGAGCAGGUCUUCCUAGAGCUCUCCAAGGAGCAGGAGCUGGAUGAUUUUGAGGAAGGACUAGAUUCCUCCAUAAGGUGGAAGCUCCUCCCACAGGAAGAGGCUUAAGCCAAAAAUAUUUCCUGUUCCUUCAUAAGACUGUGUUGUUCCGGUCUAGGCCGGUGCCCUGAGCAGACUUUGGGUGUAAAUUUUGCAGCCAGUCCCACAACAUCCAAAGGAAGAUCUACUCCCAAAUCCUCUAACACACCCAGGAUCAUAGGAUCAAAGGUGAGGAAGACACAACAUCUGUACCAACACCAGGGGUAGCUGGGACCAGCAGGACCCAGGCACAUAGGAACUCCGCCAGCUCAGUGGCAUGAGUUGCUUCUGGUCUGUCUGGGCUGGUGCCCUGAGUAGACCUUGGGUGCAAAUUCUUCAGUGGGUCCCAUAAUACCCAGGGAAGCUCUACUCCCAGGCGCUCUAAUGGGCCCAGGAUCACAGGAUCACAGAAUCACAGGAUCAUGGAGACAGCUUGACUCUGAGGAGUUCUAACACAACC
This is a messenger RNA of Mastomys coucha (southern multimammate mouse), 5803 nucleotides long. Its product is annotated as ATP-binding cassette sub-family A member 8-B. Bases 511 to 5373 code for a protein of 1620 amino acids. The transcript is spliced from 40 exons. The record is from RefSeq and is a predicted model, not a curated record. Gene Ontology annotation, biological process: transmembrane transport; lipid transport. NCBI's taxonomy places the organism in Eukaryota, Metazoa, Chordata, Mammalia, Rodentia, Muridae. Gene Ontology annotation, cellular component: mitochondrial inner membrane; intracellular membrane-bounded organelle. Gene Ontology annotation, molecular function: ATP hydrolysis activity; ABC-type transporter activity; ATP binding.